Messenger RNA from Oryza brachyantha (malo sina), 1474 nucleotides. Its product is annotated as WD-40 repeat-containing protein MSI3-like. The transcript is spliced from 5 exons. The coding region runs from base 71 to 1303 and encodes 410 amino acids. Gene Ontology annotation, biological process: regulation of gene expression. Gene Ontology annotation, cellular component: nucleus. NCBI's taxonomy places the organism in Eukaryota, Viridiplantae, Streptophyta, Magnoliopsida, Poales, Poaceae. The record is from RefSeq and is a predicted model, not a curated record. Gene Ontology annotation, molecular function: histone binding.
CCUCUUCCCAAUAUUUUGGCGGGAGAUUGCCACCGCGCCGCCUCCACUUCCCGCGCAAUCGCAAGAGGCCAUGGACGGCGGCUCCUCCUCGCCGGCGAGGCCUCCAAGGGCCGGGUCGUCCGCGACGGAGAUGGAGGAGUACCAGAACUGGAAAAAGAACGCGCCGGUGCUCUACGACCUCGUCAUCUCCCAGCCGCUCGAGUGGCCAUCGCUCACCGUGCAGUGUUUCCCCUCCUCCCAGUCGCCGGAGUCCACCCGCUCCCACCGGCUCGUCCUCGGCACCCACACAUCCGACGGGUCCCUCAACCACCUCAUGCUCGCUGACGCCGUCCUCCCGCUCCCGCCCCGCUUGGCGGCCGCGGCGGCGGCUGCGGGCGGCGCCGUCCCGGCCCCGUCCGUGUCCAUCUCCCGCUCGGUGCCGCACAAGGGCGAGGUUAACCGCGCCCGCUGCAUGCCGCAGAGGCCGUACACGGUGGCUACCAAGAGUUGCGUCGACGAGGUGCAUGUGUAUCAUCUUGGCGACGGCGGCGAGAAGGGCGGCGCCGAUGUGGUGCUUAAGGGGCAUGAGGCGGAGGGCUAUGGGCUGGCGUGGAGUCCAAUGAAGGAGGGGUUGCUGUUGAGUGGCUCGUAUGACAAGAAGAUUUGCCUCUGGGAUCUAGCUGCUGGGAGUGGAGCUCCGUCUCUAGAUGCGCGGCAUGUGUUUGAGGGUCAUGACGAUGUUGUUGAAGAUGUUGCAUGGCACCUGAAAGAUGAUAACCUAUUUGGAUCUGUUGGGGAUGACUGCAAGUUGAUGAUGUGGGACUUGCGUACUAACAAACCAGGACAAUCAAUUGUUGCGCACCAAAAAGAAGUCAACUCCUUGUCCUUCAAUCCUUUUAACGAGUGGAUCUUGGCUUCAGCAUCCGGAGAUGCAACUAUUAAGCUGUUUGACUUGCGAAAACUGUCAAGAAGCUUGCAUGUAUUCGACAGCCAUGAAGGAGAGGUUUUUCAGGUUGAGUGGAAUCCUAAUUUGGAGACUGUGUUAGCAUCUUCUGCUUCAGAUAAAAGGGUGAUGAUAUGGGACGUUAGUAGGAUCGGAGAUGAGCAGGCAGAGGAAGAUGCAAACGAUGGUCCACCGGAGCUGCUAUUCGUGCAUGGAGGGCACACAGCUAAGAUAUCAGAAUUGUCGUGGAACCCCACCCAGAAAUGGGUCAUUGCCAGCGUGGCGGAAGAUAACAUCCUGCAGAUCUGGGAGAUGGCAGAAAGCAUAUACUGUGAUGAUAAUUAUCUGCAUGACAAUGAUGAUUCGUGUCAAGCCACAUAAGGAUUUUUGCGAGUUCCCUAUUGUGUUCUGUUGUGACUUUGGAUGGUUGGACGGAUGAUAUAUGCAUUUAACUAUUUAAGUGUUAGAUCAUGGGUUGAUGGAUGAUUUAUGCAGUUAACCUCUAGGCUUUGAGAUGCGGUUGUUUAAUCAGCUUUCGUUUUCGCUUGACAC